ACCGUUUUCGUCUUGUACAGCAAUAAAAAUUUUCAGCUAAGUGAACAAUAUUAUUUCACUCAAAAGGAAUAAAACGCAAACUUUUCAGUUUCCGCUAACAUUUGAUGUCAAAAAGCAAGAUUGCCAUCUGAAAGACUUUAAAUAACUCUAAUUUAUUUAUUUUUUGAUCGCACGGUAUAUUAUAAUAAACUAUUACUGUGAAUGUACAAACUAAUUCAGCCUGAACAGGACAAAUAAUUAAUAUAAGGCGUAGUACUUGUCAGGUGCCACACUUUUAGUUCCAAAAUAUAAUUCCCUGUUUCAACGCAACGGGGGAAGUACAAGUUUUCAGAUUUGGGUGUGACUGAUAAGUCGUGGUUUGAAAAAUGUUAAACGUAAUUCGGCAAUACGUACCACAUAAUUGGGACCAAACUUUAGCAAACAGCAUCGACCUUAAUCAGUGUUCAGAAGAAUACAAAAAUGUAUUAAACGACGUAAAUGAAGCCCUACAGACCGUGAGUAUUGGAAACAAUAGGAUCCAACGGGUGCAGGAUAUUUAUGCGUUUGGGCAAUUCCUAAUUCGCGAACAACAAUUAUUGAAAACGGAAUCCACUACUUUGUAUAGAGUUCGCAGAUUUGUCCAAGUGAGCAGUUUAUACGCCCAAAAAGUCGCUGAGUAUAAUUUGGACCAAAGACGUUGUGGGCUUGGACAAAGUCUAACCCUUCAUAAAAAAUUGAAUUAUUAUGAUUCAAGUAACAUCAUUGUUGUUGUUAAAGCCUUAGUGACCGAUCCACUAAGUAGCGAAACAAGUGUAAAAAGAUCAUCUGAUUACUAUGUUGAAUAUAUUGUGCAUCCUUAAUUAUGUUCUUUUCAUUCAAUUUAAAUUUUAAUAAUAAACGUUGAUUUGUAAUGGC
Molecule: messenger RNA, 894 nt
Organism: Tribolium madens (black flour beetle)
Lineage: Eukaryota; Metazoa; Arthropoda; Insecta; Coleoptera; Tenebrionidae
Exons: 2
Coding region: 366-839 (157 amino acids)
Source: RefSeq, a predicted model, not a curated record